AUGCCGCAGACCACUAACGGUCCGUCUAAUAUGAGCACAGUGAACAGUACUGAUGUCAACGAAAGGCCGACAUGCCUGGAGACUUCUGAGCUCUCAAGAUCUUUGUCCCAGAAAAGAAACCAUUUUAAAGGUUUCCUCAGGAGAAGUGCUUUUGUUCUUUUCACUCUGGCUGCUAUAGUCAUUGGGGUUGGACUGGGAUUCGCUCUUCAACACAGUAACAUGACAUCCAGAGAUAUAGAAUACUUCACCUUUGCUGGAGAGCUGUAGAUGCGGAUGCUACAGAUGGUGGUGCUUCCUGUCAUCACAUCCAGUCUGAUUUCAGGGAUGUCAUCUAUGGACAAGAAGGCUUAUGGGAAAUUGGGGCUCCACGCUUUCUGCUAUUACAUGGUUGCAACCGUCACGUCUGUGAUCAUUGGCAUCGUCCUGGUUGUGCUUAUCAAGCCUGGGAAAUCACACGGGAACGCCUCAGCGCCCUCUGGUGGUGAGGUGGAGCCUGUGCAGACUGUGGAUGCCUUGCUGGAUCUGAUCAGAAACAUGUUUCGCUCAAAUAUUGUGGAGGCUUGUUUCAGAAAGACCAUUUACUUUUCUGGUAGUUGUGACCAAAUAUUACAAUGCAUCUUAUUAAAUACAAAUGUUAUUAUCGUGACUUUUAACGGCUUUACUGGUAAUCUUGUAGAUGAUACAGCGUCAAUGCCGGGCACCUCAGAAGGAGCCAAUACUUUGGGUUUAUUGGUCUUCUGCAUUGCCUUUGGUCUUAUCCUGGGCAGGAUGGAGAAUGAGGCAAAACCUCUGAGGGAUGUUUUUGACUGCCUGAAUAAAGCCACCAUGCAUCUGAUCAGCAUUGUCAUCUGGUAUUCCCCGGUGGGAAUCCUCUUCUUGAUUGGAGGACACAUUUUGAAGCUGAAAGACAUUAGGGGUAUAGGUCUCCAGAUUGCCAUGUAUGGUCUCACUGUGAUCACUGGACUCUUCAUCUACGGCUUCAUCAUCCUCCCCCUCAUCUAUCUCACGGUAACGCGUAAGAAUCCCUUCAGGUUUAUGAUCGGGAUACUCGAGGCUCUUACCACAGCCUUUGGCACGUCAUCCAGUACUGUGACUCUACCCAUCGCCAUCAGCUGCCUGGAGAAGAAUCUCAACAUGGACAAGCGGGUGACACAUUUCAUGAGUCCUAUAGGGGCCACAAUUUCAAUGGAUGGCACAGCACUUGAGGCAGUAGCUUCCAUAUUCAUUGCCCAAAUGUAUAAUAUAGAGCUGGAUCUGGCUGGAAUCACCAUCAUCAGUAUCACUGCCACAGCAGCAGAUACUGGGGCCUCAGGCAUCCCACAGGGCGGAACGGUAUCCGUGGUGACGGUGUUGACAUCGGUUGGACUUCCGCUCGAAGGCAUUUCAUUUAUCAUCAGCAUUGACUGGCUGCUAGAUCGUUUGAGGACGACCACCAACGUGCUGGGUGACUGUAUCGGUGUGGCUGUUGUGCAACAUCUCUCCAGACAUGAGCUGCAGAGCUCCGGGCUUGCACACGAAUGCUUAGUGGAAGAAAACAAGAUGAGACUCGCAGUGAAGUAAUAAUCAAGCUGAAAUUAUGUUUAGUCAAUUGCAGGAUGGCACUGGUGCAGACAUAUAAUACUGAACUUAUAUACAUGGACAAAUGAAUGAGUAAAGAUACAUUUUGCCCACUUUUGAUGAGGUGUGGAGAGUAUUUUUUAAUGUACCAAAACACUUGAAAUGCACAAAACUUGAGAACUCUUUGAAAUACACAAAUGACCUUACUUCAAAAACAUCCUUCAUAUAAGGUCAAAUGAUUCCAAUCAAUUCAACACAGCUUUUAAACACACCAGGUAUGAUAUGUAAAGCAACUGCUGUAAUAAUGCCUUGAUUAAGUAAUGAUUGAUUGACUAAUUAUCAACUUUGUCUUGUGUGGCCUGAACAGGAUCUCAAAUGUGUUUAUCCUCUCAAAAAUGUGUAGCAUUUUUAACUCGCCAUGUUAUUUAAAUACUCAAGACAAAUUAAUAUAAUUGUUGACUGGUGCUUCUGGGGAAAAUGCACUUUCUGUGUAGCAUCAGGUCUACACGAUGUAUCUCUCCUCACGCAAUACAAAGUCUAUGAUGGAUUGAUUUAGUUUGGAAUGUGCCCGUGACAUUUCUUCUGUACCAAAUAAUUGCGUGCCAAAAAAGGUGGUAUGUGGAGAAGACUGAAAGCAUCCUCCCUUUCUUGUGUUAAUACCAGAGAAGGAUUAUCAAAGCUGGUGAAGGUGCAGUUAGUUUUAAUGACUUUGUAUGCUGCAGGGUAGCUUGUGAAUUGAAUCCAGGUGUAAAAGUCUUAAUUAUCCAAAUCUUCAAAGUAACUAAACGUAUCAAAUAAUUGUGGUGGAGUAGAAGUACAGAGUAGCAUAGAAUUGAAUACUGGUGCCGUGCUAUGUGGCAGCCUGUUGCAGGGAC
Molecule: messenger RNA, 2432 nt
Organism: Eleginops maclovinus (Patagonian blennie)
Lineage: Eukaryota; Metazoa; Chordata; Actinopteri; Perciformes; Eleginopidae
Product: excitatory amino acid transporter 1-like
Biological process (GO): L-glutamate transmembrane transport
Cellular component (GO): plasma membrane
Molecular function (GO): glutamate:sodium symporter activity; neutral L-amino acid transmembrane transporter activity; L-glutamate transmembrane transporter activity
Source: RefSeq, a predicted model, not a curated record